Poecilia latipinna (sailfin molly) is the source of this 3797-nucleotide messenger RNA. RefSeq names its product MAP/microtubule affinity-regulating kinase 2b (gene mark2b). The coding region runs from base 1184 to 3586 and encodes 800 amino acids. The transcript has 21 exons. Gene Ontology annotation, molecular function: ATP binding; tau-protein kinase activity. The record is from RefSeq and is a predicted model, not a curated record. NCBI's taxonomy places the organism in Eukaryota, Metazoa, Chordata, Actinopteri, Cyprinodontiformes, Poeciliidae. Gene Ontology annotation, biological process: microtubule cytoskeleton organization; intracellular signal transduction; protein phosphorylation. Gene Ontology annotation, cellular component: cytoplasm.
ACACAUAACUCCCUCCCUCUUAGUCGUGGUGCAAGCAGCCAUGUUGCUGUUAUUGGCUUGUUCCGGUAUCAGGGCAGGAUAGACCGCAUUCGGGGCGCAGCUCCUCGCCUUUCUACCCCCCCUCCUCCUGCCGCCCGUAACACACACACACACCUCCUAAAGAAGAAAGCCCCACUUUGCCCUAUAAUGGAUUCAACAACUUGAUGAUUCCUCCUCCUUCAGUCGGCGCACCGACAGGACGAGCUGCUGCUGCUAUAUCGCCACACUGCAGUGCAGCACUCGGUGAGCGACCUUAUUCCAAUCACGCAACGCGAGAAAGAGAAAUCGCCGGUAAUUUGCGUGGAUUUGUCAGUUUUUUUUCUUUUCUUUUUUUUUUUGCGGGUCGCCCUUUUGGCAGUCAGCGCCACUGCGGUCUGUCGCUGGGUGAUAGAAGCUAACUAGCUAAGCCUUGCCUUGAAAGAGACGUUGAAAUAGCGAUUUUGGCUAACAGUUAGCCAACGCAACAGACUCUUUUCGGAGUUUCUCACCUGCAAUGUCUCUAUUUUGCAAAGUUUUACCUUUCCUGUCUCCUUCCAGGGAUCUUCUGAGUGGAAUAUUUUGACUUUGUCCUGUCAGAGUCGGGAAUAACUUUUGGCCUGAAAGUUUUUGGACCUCGGACCUGAUCUCGAAGCUUAAAAGAAACAUCUGUUGGCACAAGAGGAUCGCUGAAACGCCGUCGAGGAGUAUUGUGGAGUUAGCUUUGGAUGAAAACAAAAUUUUUCAUGAAAAAUUAAGUUGCCUUGUCCCCAUUUAGCUCAACCGUUGCUCAACUUUUUCCUCCCAAGCUAGCACAACACGCUAGCUGUCCCAGAAACCGUACCCAUUCUGCAAACUCCUCUGCUUUCCAUUUAUAAAUGCUUAUUUGGACCUGAAUGCUGUUAAAGCCAAACAGCAAAGCUGAGGGGGGAAACACAAGCUUUUUUCGCACGGUUGUUGCCCGUUGACAAACAUGGGACGCGCAACAGCUACAAGCUAGUCGCUAGCUCGCAGGCUAACUCUCCUAACUAGCCGCUGAUGUGGGAUUCAACUUGUUGAUUCAACGGGGGACAUCUGUUGGAAGUUUCCCUCCACCAUUAGCUACAAGGGGUUUUAAAUGAUCAACAGACGCUGAUCGAUCGGCCUUUCUUAACGGUUUUCUCUCGAAAUGUCAACAAGGCCCUCACAGGGGCAAGUCAUUGAGAUUUCAACAGGACAGGAGCAGAAGUCUUCAACUGGUCGAUACAGCAUGUCGCGAUGUCCGAACUCGGGGUCCACGGCCACGUCAGACGAACAGCCGCACAUCGGCAACUACCGGUUACUGAAAACCAUCGGCAAAGGCAACUUCGCCAAGGUCAAACUGGCACGACACGUCCUCACGUCAAAAGAGGUGGCUGUAAAGAUAAUAGAUAAGACGCAGCUCAACUCUUCCAGUUUGCAAAAGCUGUUUCGGGAGGUGAGGAUCAUGAAGAUGCUGAACCAUCCCAACAUAGUCAAGCUCUUUGAGGUGAUAGAGACGGAGAAGACUUUGUACCUGGUAAUGGAGUACGCCAGCGGAGGAGAGGUCUUUGAUUAUCUGGUGGCCCACGGCAGGAUGAAGGAAAAAGAAGCACGUGCCAAAUUCAGACAGAUUGUGUCAGCAGUGCAGUAUUGUCAUCAGAAAUGUAUAGUACACAGAGACCUCAAGGCAGAAAACCUGCUGCUGGACGCAGAUAUGAACAUCAAGAUAGCAGAUUUUGGCUUCAGUAAUGAGUUUACGUUGGGGAACAAGCUGGACACGUUCUGCGGCUCCCCGCCCUACGCCGCUCCAGAGCUCUUCCAGGGCAAGAAGUACGACGGGCCCGAAGUGGACGUCUGGAGCCUGGGGGUCAUCCUCUACACGCUGGUCAGCGGCUCGCUGCCCUUCGAUGGACAAAACCUCAAGGAGUUGAGAGAGCGUGUGCUGCGUGGUAAAUACAGGAUUCCUUUCUACAUGUCUACCGACUGUGAGAACUUACUGAAGAAGUUCCUGAUCCUAAACCCUUCCAAAAGAGGAAGCCUCGAGCAGAAGAUAAUGAGGGACCGUUGGAUGAAUGUGGGCUACGAAGAGGACGAACUCAAACCCUACAUCGAACCUCUACCAGAUUACAAAGACCCCAGGAGAACAGAGAAAAUGUUGCGGAUGGGAUAUUCCCAAGAAGAGAUCCAGGAUUCUCUGCUGAACCAGAAGUACAAUGAAGUGAUGGCUACGUUCCUGCUUCUGGACUAUAGGAACGCUGAGCUGGAUGAAUUACCCCUCAAAGCAAGGCCAGGAAAUGAUCUAAGCAACAUAAAUGCCCCCUCUCCACCUCACAAGGUACAGCGCAGCGUGUCGUCCAACCCGAAGCCUCAGAACCGCAGAACCACUGACCAGAGCUCCUCCUACUCGAAGAGGGGAGGUCAGUCCGACAACCGCUCUACAACAGAGGAUUCUGGGAGGAAAGGCUCGUCAGGCAGCUCCACCACCAAGGUGGGGGCCAGCCCUCUGGUCUCAUCGGAUCGUAAAAAGAGCGCCACGCCUUCCACUAAUAGCAUCCUCUCCACCGGUACCAGCCGCAGCCGGAACUCUCCGCUGGCUGAGAGAGCCACGCUUGGCACUGGCAUCCAGAACGGCAAGGACAGCCUAAACACUCCGGGCUCCCGAGCCUCCACUGCCUCAGCUGCCGCCGUCCUCUCCUCCACGUCCUCGCGUCCCCGCCACCAAAAGUCCCUGUCCUCCUCCAAUCAUCCAUGCCCCUCUGACCUGCACGCACCUCGGCCCAGUGCCGCACCGCAGCGGCCGCCCGGUGCCUCCCCGUCUGCCCACAACAUCAGCAGCUCGACCGUGUCGGACCGCACCAACUUCCCCAGAGGCGGGGUCAUCCGCAGCACUUUCCACGCGGGCCAGCAGCGCGGCGCCCGCGACCAGCAGGGCUCCGCCUACCCCGGCGGGCCCGCGUCCCCGUCCCUGUCGCACGGCAACAGCCAGGCCCGGCGCGGCCACGGGGCCACGGGGAUCUUCAGCAAGUUCACAUCCAAGUUUGUACGAAAAAAUCUCUCAUUCAGGUUUCCAAGAAGUUCGUAUGAGGGAGAGGGUCGGGAUGAGGGCAGCAGAUCCGUGCUGAGCAGUACUGUAGACAAGUCGGAGAAAACCUCCGGCGGCGUUCUCUCCUCCUCUUCCAACAACGACGAGAACAACUCCUCGCCCGGCUCCGGAAACACCGGUGGCACCGGCACGCCUCCGGCCAACGCCAGCCAGAAGGACGCUGCCAAGCCGCGCUCGCUGCGCUUCACCUGGUCCAUGAAGACCACGUCGUCCAUGGAGCCCACAGAGAUGAUGCGCGAGAUCCGCAAGGUGCUCGACUCCAACAGCUGCGAGUACGAGCUGCGCGAGCGCUACAUGCUGCUGUGCAUGUCGGGCAACCCGGCGCACGACGACUUCGUCCAGUGGGAGAUGGAGGUGUGCAAGCUGCCGCGGCUCUCCCUCAACGGCGUGCGCUUCAAGCGGAUCUCGGGAACGUCCAUGGCCUUCAAGAACAUUGCUUCAAAGAUCGCCAACGAGCUGAAACUGUGAGCGGCGGCAGCGGCGGGCUGAUGCCAGCGGCGGGGAGCGGGAUCACUUUAAAAACAUGAUUGUUGUCUAGACUACAGUCUGAAGCAACGUAGGGCUGCCGGUUCUGAGACCUGCAGACGGAGAAGAUGGCCGCCAUCUUCUGCUGAGACGUUCCACUCUUCUGCAUGUCUGAUUCUUCUCUGUUUUUUCGUUAGGAGGCACUUUGAUCACU